Messenger RNA from Paraglomus brasilianum, 2061 nucleotides. NCBI's taxonomy places the organism in Eukaryota, Fungi, Glomeromycota, Glomeromycetes, Paraglomerales, Paraglomeraceae. The record is from the annotation of a GenBank genome assembly.
AUGCGUAUACUAGAGAAUGUAUUCGGAAUGCUUGGAAUCGUAUUCUUUUCAUUUCAAUUGGUUCCGCAAGCAUACAAAAACUGGCGACGUAAGAGUACAGAAGGAUUAUCAAAAGAGAUGAUGCUCAUAUGGUCCCUCGCUGCGAUACUCUUUGGAGCAUAUGCAAUUAUUCUCUCUCUAUCGAUACCUCUGAUAAUACAACCGCAACUAUUCUGUGGAUUUUCAGUCCUCUGCUAUGUUCAAUGUUUGUACUAUGAUAAAGCAGCCCACGACGUUGGGAGCCCAAAGAGGAUAUUAAAGUAUGGAUUUAUAUACCUUGGGUGGAUGCUAAUACUAGGGGGAAUACAAGCAGCCGGAGUCAUAGGAGUACGAGCUGCUAAUGAUAAAGGAAUAACGUGGGUUGAGACGACAUUGGGCAUUCUGCCAACUGUUACGAUUAUACUUGGAUUUGUACCUCAGUACUAUGAAAUAUUUCGGGACCGAAUAGUCCAUGGAAUAUCUUUAGGAUUCAUGGCACUCGACAUAUUGGGUUCGGUCUUCUCUAUUCUGAGCAUAGCAUUCCGCCCACCCCCACUUGAUAUAUUAGCUGCGAUUACAUUCCUAUCUAUAUUUGUGGCUGAUGUGAUUAUCGUAGUCUUACAUUAUCUUUUGCGAUGGCUGGCAAAGCCCAAUAAAGAGACGAAAGUAAAGCGCAAUGAUCAUGCCUUAUCUGCUAAUUGGAACAUUACAUCGAUGUUAGGCGUCACUAGUCGCGCCCUUUAUUUUAUUUUAUACUUCCCACGCCCACGUCCAUUUGGCAUGACACAUUUCACAUUACGUGAAACUUUACGUGAUAGUGAACAAGAACGAGAGAGACUUGCAUCAAUACUCGAAAAAAGUAAUGAAGAAUUCGAACAACUAAAAUCAACAAAAGAAAAUGAAAUUCUCGAAAUUAAAACACAAAUUGAAAAAAUUCAUCAGGAAAAUCACAAAAUCAAAGCGCAAAACGAGGACCUGAUUAAGAAAUUGAAACAACAACGCGCAACGGAAGAACAGCAGUUAAAAGAAAAGCACAAACUCGAAGAACAAUUGAAAGGACUUCAAGAUGAAAGUUCAAUCUUACGAUCCGAAGGCAUUAAUAUUCGGAGAGAAAACGAAAGCCUACAAAAAGAAAUAAUUGAUAAAGUCUCUAGUCUACAAACAAAAGAUAAAAAAAUAAAGGAAUUGCAAAGUGAAGCAUCGGAAUACCAAGCGAUAUUAGGUGACACACUUAAUGUCAAUGACAAUGCCACCACAAGCUCCUCUCAAAUUCCGUCAGACAUGACGUCUCUAGCCGCAUCACUUAGGCAAUUUUGUAAAUUCACAAAGCCAGUAAUAGUCAAUGAACAGACGCUUGAUAAAACGCUAUCAGCAUGGAAAAUCUCAAAGGCCAAAAGCCGACUAAGGGCCAAGAAUCAGUUUUCUAACGCUGUUCAGGGAGACGCUAUUAGAUUCAUCUCUUCAGAAUUAACGAAAUAUCUCGCACGCGAUAACGCUCGCUUCGACUCGUACAAGAAUCCCGAUCACAAGUUAGAACACGAGAUUGUUUCUUUAACUGAUCAAUUGACCAAAAAAAUCGACCGAUUUCUCAAAGUACAUAAUGAUGUUAACAAGGUCAGAAAUUUGACAGCGGUAAAAGUCAGACAACUGGUAUAUGCCGUGCUCGCCUUACAUUCCUUUACGGACAAGCAGCAUCCAUUUGUCAAGGAUACUGUCGGAUAUCUGAUGCGGGGGAUGAAUAAGGCUCGGGAACUGCCAAAGGAUAUGGUCCUCGACUCGGAAAAUUGCGCGGCAAACAUUAUCCAACUAUGCGCGUCGUUAUUUUACUUCAAAUUGAGGAUGACUGAACCAGAGGCAGAGCUAUUUUGGGUCCCUCAAGGAGCUGAGUAUGAUGACAGGCGUAUGGUAGCCGAUGGGGCUACGGAAGGGGAAUUGGAUCAUGCCCGUGUGGAAUACUGUUUGUCUCCAAUGAUCAGGCUGCCCGACACAUAUCUGGUAAUGGGUCCGGCGAGAGUGAUUCUUGCCCAAGCCGAUGGGGCAUGA